Molecule: messenger RNA, 11897 nt
Organism: Chelonia mydas (Green sea turtle)
Lineage: Eukaryota; Metazoa; Chordata; Testudines; Cheloniidae
Gene: NUFIP2
Product: nuclear FMR1 interacting protein 2
Exons: 4
Coding region: 323-2356 (677 amino acids)
Cellular component (GO): cytoplasmic stress granule; nucleoplasm
Molecular function (GO): RNA binding
Source: RefSeq, a predicted model, not a curated record
UGUGGAAAGUGCCGUUCGCAGGAAGCAGAGCGAAGGAGACAGGCAGAGCCCAUAGUGCUGACGUUGGAGGCCCAGCCCUGGGGAGGUUGCAGAGGGUAAAUGGUACGGCGCUGGAGGGGGGGCUGGUCGUGGGCGGGGAAAGGGGCCCCGGACGCUUCCCGAUUGCUGGAGAGACGCCGUCAGUCUGCGCGGAUCCCCCAGUCAAGCAGAGCCCUCGCGCAGGAGCCACACUUCUCGCCUGCCCCCGCCGGAGCGCGAGCCCGUGUCCGCCCGGCGAGCCGCCCCGCGUCCGCACGGUGCCGCAGCCCGCGAGCCGCUUUCAAUGGAGGAGCAGCCCGGCCCGCCCCAGCCGCCGCCGCACCACCACCACCCGCACCACCACCACCACCACCACUACUACUACUACAACCACAACCACCACCACCACCACCUCCCGCAGAGCCCCUACCUGCAGCACGGCGCCGACGCCGGCCCCAAGGCCGCGCCCAGGCCGCUGCUGAAACAUGAGCCCAAGCACGCGGGCCCGCAGCCGCAGGACGCGCCGAAGAAGAAAACAGGCUAUGGAGAGCUAAAUGGUAACGCAGGAGAAAGAGAAGUAUCAUUAAAGGGCCUGUGUGCUGAUGAAACAACCAACCCAUCUUCCAGGGUACCAAAUGGCAGCCAGCAACUUGUAGACACUAAUGUAAACCCAAAGCAGACUGUUAAGGUCAGCACCUUUGGGAAAGCUGGAAUCAAACCCAAGAACUUCAUUCAGAAAAACAGUAUGGACAAAAAGAAUGAAAAAAUUUAUGAGAAUAAACUUAGAGAAAAUCAAUCCUCAGACAAACCAGAGGCAGUAUCUAUUCCAAAUGGUGUUGUAACAAAUAGUUCUGGUUAUAUCACUAACGGCUAUGUAGGCAAAGGGGCAGAUAACGAUGGCAGUGGGUCUGAGAGUGGAUAUACCACACCUAAGAAACGGAAAGGCAGGCGUAACAGUGCCAAGGGUUGUGAGAACUUGAAUCUGGUGCAGGACAAAAUAAUGCAACAGGAGGUCAAUACCCCAUCCUUAAAACAGGAACUUGAGAGUUUCAAGACCGACUAUAGUGAACAAAAGGGAAACAGAGUUGACAAUACUAAGCCUGUUUGGAAGUAUGAAGCUGGGGCUGGAGGAGCAGGCCGUGGGAAAACUGGGGUUGGGGAGGUGCAACGAAAAAACUCUGAUGCCAAACCUGGGAUUAGCAGCAAAAAGUUUGAUGACCGGCCCAAGGGGAAGCAUGCAUCAGCAGCUGCAUCAAAAGAGGACUCGUGGACCCUGUUUAAACCACCCCCAGUUUUUCCAGUGGACAACAGCAGUGCUAAAAUAGUUCCUAAAAUAAGUUAUGCAAGCAAAGUUAAAGAAAACCUCAACAAAGCAGCUCAAAACCCAUCUUCUCUGUCGUCUUCAUCGUCGUCUUCAUCUACUGGAGAAACACAGGCCCAAAUGCCGAGUCGACUGUCCCAAGUCCCCAUGUCUGCUAUGAAGUCUGUUACUUCUGCUAGCUUUUCAAAUGGGCCCAUUUUAGCAGGGACUGAUGGGAAUGUAUAUUCCCCAGGGAGCCAGCCACUGCUCACAAUGGCUGCCAGUACUGUACCAUCAGCCUCUCCUGAGUCAGUACACCAGGACAUAAGUGCAGCUUCACCAGCCGCUGAACAAAAGAAGUCUAGCCUUUUUAUCUACCCUUCAAAUAUGCAAUCUGUGCUUUUGGGCACAGCACAGGUGGAUCUGCCAUCUCAGACAAAUCAGCAGAACCUGGGGGAUAUCUUCCAGAACCAGUGGGGUUUAUCAUUUAUAAAUGAGCCCAGUGCUGGGCCUGAGACUGUUCUUGGGAAAUCAACAGAUAAUAAAAUAAUGGAAGUGACAUUUCAAGGAGAAUAUCCUGCCACUUUGGUUUCACAGGGUGCUGAAAUCAUUCCCUCAGGAACUGAACAACCUGUGUUUCCUAAGGCUUAUGAGCUGGAAAAACGGACUAGCCCUCAAAUACUUAGUGGUAUUAUAAAGCCUGGGACUGCUAGUGAGAUUGGAGUCUUGUCUUUGGAGCCACAUCACAUAGGUGACCUGCAAAUGGCAGACACCAGUAGCCAAGGUGCUUUAGUGUUCCUCUCAAAGGACUAUGAACUAGAGAAUCCCUUGGCUUCUCCUACGAACAAUUUGUUAGCCUCCGCCAAAGAUCAGAGGUACCAGAGAGGCCUAGAAAGGAAAGAUAGCUGGGGUUCUUUUGACCUGAGGGCUGCUAUUGUAUAUCACACUAAAGAAAUGGAAUCUAUUUGGAAUUUGCAAAAGCAAGAUCCCAAAAGGAUAAUCACUUAUGAUGAAGCCAUGGAAUGUCCAGAUCAAUGAAGGUAGCAGGACAAGACUGCCUGUUAUAACCUUUCUGCAGCGUGAUGCUGUUCACAGGGGACAAAAGGCUUUUAUGCUCCUUCUAAAUCUUCAGUGCAGCAGAGGAACCAUAACUAGAAUCACAGGAUAAUAUAUACAAAUUAUAUAUAGUUAUUUAAAAAAUGGCGACUGAAAGUAAUUAGACUUCUUAAGGAAUCUGAAAAUUUAUUUCAGCAGACUUCACACAUGAUUAUUUAAUCUCCGGUACUGAAUAGGUUUUUUAGUUUUGUUUUUGUUUAAAGAGCAAAUGCAAAUGAUUAACGAGUACAGACUCAAUUCACAAGCCUGGUUCUAAAGUUCCUGCUGUCAUCAACAUGGGCAACAGUGACGGUUGGAGAGGCAUUUCCACUUUACAAGGUUUCUGUUUCUUGUUCUGUGACUGUAGUGAUACACUAAUCACAGGGAAAUCGGGAUGUUUCACCAUCCUUCAUCUCCCCUUCCCCUCCUUUUUGUUUUAUUUUGUUUGAACCCUGUGCGAAUGCUGGAGAAACACCUUGAAGUUUGCAGGGUUUCCUUUUUUCCAGAGAAUAUAAUCUGCAUGUCUUGCCAGGAGUAAAACAGCCCAUCAGGUGCUGAGAAAAUUGUCUUAAAGCAUCGUUCUUCUGGGGGGAAGAUUGUAAUUCUGCAGUUCUGGGAUACACGUUGGUUUUACAGAGUUGACAAAACUCCGGUUACACUUUGGACUAUUACAACUGAAGAGCUCUUUCACGAGUGUCAUUUUAAAAGACAACAUGCAAAACAAGCAAUUGGUUUAGGCAUUUAAUAUGGAAAAAAACCCUGUUCCCACACUUUUAUGCCAUUGUAUCACUGGGAGCAAAAAAAAUAUAUAUAUACAUAGAUAUAUAUAUCUAUCUAUCUCCUGCUAUCAACUGUAGGUGCUUCAUAUUUGCUCUGUCUGUCUCUUAACACUAAAUGUGCUUUUUUUCCUGUUUUCACUGAAAACCUGAAGAGAAAUUGUUUUUGUGUUCUGCUGACUUUCACCCUUCAAGUAUUUUUUUUCUCUUUAGAAAUAAGUUUUUAAAAAAAGAAGAAAAAAAAAAAAGGAAAAAGGAAAAAAAGAAAAAACCUAUGGGAAUCAUAACCCUUUCCCAUUUGUCCCUGAAAGCAAUGGGUGAGGGAAUACUGUCCCGGCCAUUGGAAAUAUUCUUUUAUAUUUUAAUGCAGUCUGUGUAUUUCUGAGCUCUUUUGCUGCUUCUCAUUAUAUCUCUAUUAAAAUAUAUUUUAUUACAAGAGCAAAAUGGGGUGGGGGGGGUAGGAAUGAAAAUUUAAAAAUCAUCAAAACCAAGGACAGCUUUCCGGCAAUAGCAGAGAAGGCGGAAGAGAGUGCAGGCUUCAACUGUGCGAUCCAUACUGUGGCGCUGCAGCGUGUGUGUAGCAUGUUAAAAAUGUGUUGGUGGUGGGUGGGUUUGUUUGUUUGUUUUUAGUUUGUUUUUAAGGUGCAAAAUUCCUGGGGUCCAAUGUGGGACUGAUCAGUUAAUCAUUAGUGAAACAAAACAAGUUUUCUGGCCUGUCCAAAUUCCAUACAUAUACAACUCUUAAAUAUUCUUGUAUGCUCACAGCUGAGUGCUGGCUAAAAUAUUUGGGCAUUUAGGUUGACAGGAGUUAGCAUCUGGUAAAAUCAGACUGGAUCCCCUGGGGCAUUAGGGGAAGGAAGUAACCCCAUUACUUUUGCCUACUCUUUGUGCUUAGAUGUAUCUACUCUUUUUAAAAAGAAAAUAAUUAGGUAUGUAGCAUGCGUGUCUUUUUUUUUUUUUAAUUGUUUCAUGCUUUUAUUGAGGUUGUUCCUGAAUGAAGCUCUCAGGUUCAUAGUGGGACAAAGAAACUUUAAUUUUUCCUGUACCUUUUUAAGAUUGUUCGCUUUCUGCCAUGCUUAGUUUUAAAAGUAUAACGAUGGAUUGCCUACUCCAUUUUAUGUAUUAGUACACUGUAUAUAUAUAUGACAUUAUAUAUAUAUAUAUAGUAACAAAUAACUUACUGUAUCAGUCCAGGUUCAGAAACUUGCGGUUGGCCAGUUGCGGAAUGAUUCUAUUUCACCUAUAAACUGUAUCACCUUUACAGGUGUUUGUAACUUUCAAAUGUACAAUGUGUUUACAGAUGUGCCCUGCAUCUAGUCCUCCCACGCUCCUAUUGUUUAAUUCUGUUAAGUCUCCUGAUUGCUUGCCAAAAGUUGGAAUGGCUGUUGGUUCCUCUGUGAAAGAGAACUGAUGCAUUCUUGAGCUUUAAAGUGUUGAACAAACUGGAAAAUAUAACUUAAAAGAGUGAGGCGAAAAAUGUUUGGGUUUUUUUAAAUGUUUCAGGUCAAUAGCAAAGUCUCUAGUUUGUUUUACAGGCUUUAAAGUUCCGCUGUAUAUUUAUUUGCCUUGUGUAAUCACUUGCCGCCUUAAGGGCUGGAUUCCAUAUAUUUAAAAAACCCCUGUUUUGCUUGCACGGGGUAUAAAGCUGUGCCCCCCAACAUCUGCUUUUACGGAACAGCAAUAUCUUCUAAAUGGAAUCUGACCCUUAGAGUUUAGAAAUGUGUCUUAGUCUUGCUGAGUAUUGAGGAAACUCACUUUAGCCAAUCCAGUGCAUCUUUCAAAUAAUGAAAUAAGUUCUCAAAAGAAACUGAAUAAAAUAAUCUCUAAAUGUUUGUUCCCCCUGCUUUUCUCACACCACUGCCUUGCCCCUUCCCUCGGGCCGUUGGUAUUUGAUGCAGAAACACCUUCUACAGUUCUCUCCAUUUGUGUGUUUUGAGCAUCUCGUCUCUUAAAAUAUUUCACCGUCUGCCUCCUCCACUCGAAAGCUCCAUUGGUUGUACCGUUGGCUUCAAGCAGUUAAGAAAUUCUCUUUCUGGGAGCCCUGUAGUUCCAGCUUGCUAACAAAGGCAGUAUUUCUGGGCAACAGGUUGGAUACAUUUUAUUGCCUAGGGACAGGCAGGACCAUGGAAUAAACUUCCUUUGUGCUGUUUUGUAACACUUAACCCUCUCUGUGUCUGCAGUCUUUCUCCUUAAGUCCUCACACAAUUCUUUACUGAGCACUUAUUAAAAAAAAACUUAAGAGUUAAUCUGUUUUCUGAUUAUUUUUGUGUAAAUUUAUAAAAACAAAUUCAUCUGUGACUAACUCAGCCCAUUCAAACAAUGCUAUUGUUUACUGAUAGGUCUCUUGAAUUUUCCUUGGACUCAGAGUAUUAGUACUGUAGCAUAAACCAAAUACAACCUGGAAAAGGUGCCACCUUCUCCCAUUCUGGGGACUGAACAUGGUGUGUGAGUGGGGGGGUGGGUGCAGGGAGGUGGGACACACAGACUAGGAAUUGAAUGAAUGUGUGUGCAAGCAUUUUAUUCAUGUUUGGAGAACGAACUUUGUAUUUAUUUUGUGCCAUUUGUUUUUAUUACACUGAGUAAAAUAAGUUUAAAACAAAAGCCUAAAAUAAGUGUAGGAUUCAAAAGUGGCACUAAGAACGAAAUCAUGAUCUAUUUUUUUAAUAGCAGUGAAGAUACUAAUUCAGGUUAAAGGCUUCUUUUAACUUUCUCUUUUGAAUGUAGGCCCUAUGAGUCAACCUACUCUUCCCCUCCUCUCCUCCCCCGUUUCCCCUACCAAGUGAAGUUUUAUAUUUAUUUGACUAUUCCUGCACAAGAGGGGGUGGGGGUGUACGUGUCCUCUCCCUUUCUCCUGAGUAAAAUCUGAACCCCCCCCCCCCCCCCCCCAACCUCUCUCCUUUCUUCAUCCCUCUAGUGGCAGGUUUCGUUGGGGUAUUAGCUGUAAUGUGUCUUGCACAAAUGAAACCUGAAUGUGUACCAAAAUAAAUACAUGGCUGUUUCUCUUUGGUGGACUGAGGUGUGUUUUUGUCCACUCCAAGGAAUGGCUUAACAGUUACCCUGUGCUCCCCCCCUCUCCCCGCCCGUGAUGAAGAUUGCUGUCCUUUCAUUGAGACAGCAUUGGUCUCUCUGCUCUCCUCAUUUGGUAUCCCAUCAGACUGGCAGGGCUGCGGUUAAUCUCAAGUUUUUGAUUUCUGUUUGAUUUAAGGGGGGAAAAAAAAAAAUCCCAGCUCAGUCAUUUGGGGAUCCUCAUUAUAGCUGCAGAAGCCAGUUGCCUGGCAGAUCUGGCAUUCACCUUUGAGAACUACCUGUGUAGUGUAGAUGGCUUCUGGUUUUGGCAAGGCCAGGCAGAGUUCUUGUCACUAACCCAUUGUGAACCAUAAAUCUGACUGUUUGCCUUCUUUAAUUGCUGCAAACUUCUUUUCAAUAUGGAAAGGCCAUUUUGGUGUUAAAUUUGUAACCCUUAUGUACUCAAUGGCUGGGGGAGGGGACUGGAGAGAGCAGGCUAUUUCAAUCAAAAACAAAAUCACUUCCUGCUUUGAUAAAAUAACUUCAGAGAGAUGGAAAUCGUCCUCUCUAACUUUCAUAGGCAAUUAUUGUUUUUCUACCACUUCUUUCAAAGACCAUGAUUUUGAUGCAAAUAUACCUUCCUCAUAAACAGCUGCUAACAGGUAGUGGUGGUGGUAGAAACAUUUCUUGAUGGUAGCAUGGCAGAAAGUUGUUACAUGCAUAAUUAUUGCAGGACAACUUGUACGUGGCUAAUAGUGUCUCCGUGUGUUAAGGUCUUGCUCUUUCUGAUAAUAGCGUUUUCAAGAACUUGCUCCAGUGUCUGGUGCUUUCAGUAAUCCUAUCACUUGGAUGGUUUUGUACGUGUUUAGUGUUCGUUUUCAUUAUUGAGGCUGUGUACAAAGGAGGAGGUGAGCGGGGUUAGGAGAGGAGAGAGCAAGGCUAAAUAUGAUUCAAGCUGCUACAAGAGUUUUUUCAGGUGCACAAGGCAAGAUUCGCCUGCUGUUUGCAAGAUCUUUGCUAAACCAAGUGUGACGUGGCUGAAGCAGGGAAUGGUGGGUGAGUGGAUAGAAAUCCUGGCUUUUGGCACCAUAGGGUUAAUGGAAGUAUGCCUACCCAUGGAAAAAAGUGAAAGCAGUUGAGAACCAUGAAUCUGGACUGAUGCAAGGGAUUGGAAGAUCUCCAGCUCCUCUACAGACACACUGCAUUACACAGCUUCAAAAAUGUGCCCAAUUUGUAUUACACCACCCAGGGUAAAGCUGGCUUCCUUAUAGCCCGCCUAAAGCCCUCAAAGUUGUGUAACUUAGCACCAUGACACGAGAGACUAGUGGAUGUCUGAGACAGUGCAGGAGUGUUGUAUUGCAACUCUGCAGUGCAUUGCGAGUGACCUUGUGUUCGGAGUGUAACAAUUCCCCAGUGAAUCACUGCUAGGAGUGUUGGCUUGCUGUUGUGAAAUGGAAGUCUCAUUAAAGGAACAGAAGUCAUAGCUUCGCAUUCACUGGGGGAUACGGAGUUGUAUUUAUCAUUGACUGUUAAUCAGAAAACUUCACAUGUGUCCAGGGUUCUAAAGCCAUUUUGUAACAUAGCAGUAUCCCUUUUCUACAGCCUUAUUAAUGGGUUUAGUAGCUUCUUUAAAAAAAAAAAAAAAAAAAAAAAAAUCCAUUUCUUUCUUUCUGUGGUAUGAAAAUUAUACACUGCGAACAUAUGAACGUUCAGCAAAUGUCAAACUUGCAGUUUUUCUUAAAAACGGUCUGCUUCCCGCACAGUCUCCUCAGGUGCUAAAUAAGGAUUCCCAAAAAUGGCUACUGCUUUAGGAGGUUCUGCUUUAUUCCUAAAAUACAUAUUUUUUUUUGCUUAGGUGUUAUAAAGAUUCAGUAUUUUAACAAGAAUGUUUUUGUUUUAAUAUGUAAAUAAGAAUAUGCCUCUUUAGUUUGGUUUUAUCCCUUUUGGGUCUGUUAGUCAAAUUUUCAUUUAUCCUUUUGAGAAGGACUUUCUUGUGACCUUGAAGACAUUUCAUUAAGUGUUGCAUUUAGGAAUGAAUCUACAAUUGUUCACGUCUUGGAUUAAUGCUACUGCUGCUAUCAGUAACUCUGAAAAUCAAGAAUGUGAUGCACUUUUUUACAUGACCAUAUAGUUCUUCUAAGGACGAUUUGACCCCCUCCUGUAACACAGCCACUAAUUCUGAAGGUAACCUAGAAACUGAAAUAACGGUUUGGAAGAUGAGCGUAACUGAUUUUGGUGCUGAACCAUCUAUGAGAAUUACUAUGCAAUGCAAGCAAAAGAAAACAUAACUUCAAAGAACACUGUGUAUCAUCCCUCCCUCAGGCUGCUAUUGGAAAGGUGGUGCAAAUGGCUGAGAUGGCACUUUCUCUUCCUUUUUGGCUGGAACAGGGAAUGCAGCUAAAAAUAACCCUAGGUCAAAGAAAUCUAGCUGAAGCAUAUUCUGUCCGAGUUGUGUUAUAUUCUGUUUUUUAGCCAUGUAGAUCUUUGGAAGGAAAAUGCUGAUCUCUGAAAAUAACCUUUUUAAUGCUUAAUCUCAAUGUGAAAUUUAUGGCAAGGAUUCUGCUUUCCCAAAGUUGUGAAACACGCUUAAUUUUGCCUGGUGUCUUCUCCCGCUGCUCUCAGGCUGAUGGGGGAGCCCAGCUGGCGUCUGAGGUUAGCUGUCUUUUCCCAUGCUCCACUAGUGCAGAGAGCCCUCGAGACUGGUCUCUCUGCUUUGUUUAGCUACAGAACAAACAUGUGAAUGAUUACAAAUAAACGAAGGCAUACAGGUUAGCGAGAAGGGGAGCGUCUCUGGUAUAAUGGCACUGGCUCAUUUGACAUAGAAGUACCAGAGCUAUUCACCUUUGUAGUUCUCAGCCAGAUCACUCACGAGCUGUGCUCUCCUGUUCGACGGGAGAGCUUGCAUGCUGUUAAGUGAGAGAUUGCUGGAGGAACAAAUUUACUUGAUCUUUCUGUGUGUAGAAAACUUUUUUUUUAAAGGGGGUAGAAAUAUUUUUGUAGGGUGAGGGAAAAAUUGAGAGAUCUGAAAUUGUAUGUGAUCAUGCUUCUGAAACAUAAAUCAAACUGCAAUAUGGUAGGUAAAUAUAGAGCAGAGUUUUCUGCCAUCAUUAGCUUGUCAGCACUGUGUUUUUUUGUUGACUGGUGUUUGCUUUUUUUUUUUAAUAUAACGUGCCUUGCAUGCCUGUUCGAUUUUAAAAAAAAUUCAAAUGAUCAAACUCACCAGUCAGUUGUUGUGGAGCUUUGCAUUGGUAAUUCUGGACUUCUCACCACCUUGUAUGGCAUAACGAACUCACCCUUCUGCAGUCUGGGAUUGGCUAUAGUUCUCAGUAACCAGCUGGAUCAGCUGUCAAAAUGAGGGCAUAAUCUUAAAUUGACUCUGAAUAGUGGCUGUCUUACAGGCUUGCGGGAAAAACUCAAAUCCUAUGAUAUGGCACCUUUCCUAUCUGAACGUGACUCAUAUUUGUGUGUGUUUAAAGGAAACCUGGCUUGCUGUUCUCCCCCUAUUAGCAAAAGAAGGUGGUGUAAUGCUUUGUCUACAGAACUGUGGAAGGUCUGGAAUCAGCUUCGCUCUGGAAUUCAGGUUUUCUGCAGAGGCUGAAAAUUCCAUUUACUGGGCUGGAUUUUCCUCCUGUUCCGCCCCCCCCCCCCCCUUGAGUUUUGUAAAGGAAAAAAGAAAAUGCACCUUGCUUUUAAAAAAAAAAAAAAAAAAAUGCUUGUUUGCAACCAUUGACUCAGACUAUUAAACUGUGCAAUUAUUGUUUUUUUCAUUUCUGCAUCUCUAGAUUCAGUCUCCCUAAAGUGUUUUUUUUUCUGUUUUAAGCCUCUCUGUAUUUCUGCCACUGUAAAUGUGAAAGCUUGCUUGCAUUACUUUUUAGAAAUGCAUUUUGCACACUCGGGUUUCACUGAAGCUCCAUGAAAAGGUUAGUCCUAAGCAGAUGAAUAAAGCUAUGCACAUGUUUUGAAAGUUUAAUUUGUGUCUCAUUACCAGAAGUGACUUAUCUGUUCUUGUUUGCAUUCCUGUGCUGUCAUUGCAUACUUAGCUUUACCAUCUGAGGGUGUGACAUAAGAUGGCAGUUUUGUGCUGUCAGUCAACUAACAGAAAACUGGUACUGCUUUUAGUAGCCUGAGAUGUUUUUUGUUUGUUUAAAAGCCUAAUUUAGAGAUUUAAGUAAGAGGGAGAAGGGUGUGGUGUCAGUUUUCUGGAUAUAUCCCUUGAUAUCAUUGAGUGACUGUGUCCUUUCUGUUGUUAAGGACGUGACUGGAGGUGUUACCUCCAGACUAGCUGAGAAGUUGCAGUGAGGGGGAAGGCUGAUCAGUUUACACUCGCUGCUUUUCAGUCCUAUUUGAAAGGACAGCCCUGAUUAUGGGAUGUUACCUUGACACUAGUUUAACAGAGAACCCCUUUGCUUAGGCAAGUGUGGGGUGGACUAAUUGUAAACGGUGUAGAGGGAAAACAGCUUAAAAAACCCAUUUAGUCUUUGCCCAUAGUGCAAGGCAAGAGACACGCUCAGCUGGUUUAAUUGCCGCGGUAUGCGUGCACUAAAUGGGUGACAUAUUGGCCAUGUUGAAGCUGAUGGCAAAAAUCCCUUUAAUCUCCAGGAAGCCAAGAUUUUUGCCCUGUGUCUUUACUUUUGUUUAUGCAGAUGUGUGGCUGCGCUACAUUGGUUUGACUGAACCAUCCUUGAAAACUUUUCUGUGAUCUAGCCCAGGCCCUUGCUGUGUAGGAGUGGCUGGAUUUCAUGUUAGAGACUUAUCCCAAACAGCUUUCUUCCAUGUGCUCCCUUAGCUGCGGCUGAAAUUCGUACUUAUUUUACAGGAGCUUUUUCCGUACAGAACAGGGUUGCUUUUCUAUCUGUCACACGUGUACUUACUGCCUUCAGUGGCUCGGGCACCAAGUGGCUUGGAGGCUCUCAACAUGUUUACUUAGGGGAAAAUAAAACCACAAUCCCUCCUGACUAUUUCAGUGUUAAUGGCACUUUGAAACUCAACUGCAUACUACAGACCCAGAAAGUUGGGCUCAUACACGUGGUCUCUCGUGGCAGAACUGCAGGAGCACAGAAGGCGGUGUCUUGCAUGGAUAGCUGCCUGCGCUCGUAUCUGCCAAUAGUUCUCAUUUCUCUUCAGUUUCCUGGUAUGUAUUUUAAAAUCACAGCAGAUCCUGUGUCUUACUUGCUCAGGAGCUGAAUUACCUCUUCAUGUCUGAGAGGGAUAGCCCCUCUCUGUUACUGGUGGGGUAGCUAUGUACUACCACACACAAUGUUAAAGGUAGUUGUUUUCUUGUCCCCUUCCCAAUAAUUUGAAAUAGGCUAAAAUAUUGUGUACCCAUUUACAGACGUAGACAUUUUCCAGAUUGUGGGAGGGGUGGCUAGAGCAUUUAGUGUAAUACGUAAAUACCUGCUGUAGCUGUAUCUAGUGCAGGCUGUUGCAGCCUUGUAUGUUACAGAGUGAUGUCAUGGAACGUAAGGAUAGAUACUGUCCAUGAGCUGUAAUGGCAGAAUAGAUCUUUACUGAAGAUGUCGUACUCCACACUUUAAAUGUUUAAAAAGUUACCUUAAUUUCAUUUAUUCUAUAUUGCACCAACUGGUCUUCAAAAGUUACCCAAAUUUACUACUUUAUCAGGAAGAAAACAGAAAAUUAUGUAGAUCAAAUACAUUGACAGACAAUAAGUGAUGUAAAUUGUUGAAUAAAAAUUUUAAAAUUUG